This is a messenger RNA of Chara braunii, 3294 nucleotides long. NCBI's taxonomy places the organism in Eukaryota, Viridiplantae, Streptophyta, Charophyceae, Charales, Characeae. The record is from the annotation of a GenBank genome assembly.
CGAGGCAGCAUUCAAGCCGCCACGUGCCGAUGGGACAUGCACCCACAAGCGCUUUUUUGCCGGGUGACACGCCCGCCCAGUUCAUAGCGAGUGAGAUUGUGAGGGGAGGAAGUAGGGUAGAGGAGAGGGGAGGAAGUAGGGUAGAGGAGAGGUGUAGAGGAGAUCAGGGGUAGGAAGAAGAAGAAGGUAUCGACCAUGGCAGUGGCGGCGGCAGCUAAGGUUGUGUCUUCACGGCUGUGUGUACCACGGCCUAGUAGAGCGCCAUGGUUGCCAAUUACUGAAUGUGCAUGUGUUCGGUUCUCGUCGCUGUCCUAUCUCUCCUCCGCGUUCAAGUCCGGUCGCUCGUCUAGUGGUCCUCUCUCUCUGAAGCGGUCGUUGUCCGUUGAAGGUGGUCGCCGACCGGUGGGCAAUCUGCCCGGCUUGCCCAAUCUAUGGGUUCGAGCUGCGUCCUCCAUUUCCAAAGGUCCCGACGGCACGCUCAAGGUCCCCCCCGAUCCCGUUAUCCCCUUCAUUGAGGGAGAUGGUACAGGUCCCGACAUUUGGCGCGCAGCUCGUAAUGUGUUCGACGAGGCAGUGGAUAAGGCUUAUGGCGGGAAACGCCAACUCGCCUGGAAAGAAGUUUUGGCGGGAGAGAAAGCCUUCACCCGGACAGGGCAGUGGCUCCCCGAUGAGACCCUUCAAGCCUUUCGCGAUCAUCUUGUCGGAAUUAAGGGCCCUCUGACAACGCCUGUUGGCGGAGGGAUUCGAUCUCUCAACGUCGCCCUUAGGCAGGAGCUAGAUCUGUAUGUCUGUUUGCGCCCUGUCCGAUGGUACCAGGGAGUGCCCUCACCUGUGAAGCAUCCGGAGCUUGUCGAUGUCGUAAUCUUCAGAGAGAACACUGAAGAUAUCUAUGCGGGGAUCGAGUUUGAGCGCGGAACUCCUAGCUGUUACAAGUUCCAACAAACGCUUCAGAGUCUCUUCCCUGAGCGAUACAAGAAGGUUCGAUUCCCGGAAUCAUCUGCAUUUGGUAUCAAGCCAGUUUCCGAGGAAGGGUCUAAGAGACUGGUCAGAGCGGCCAUUAAGUAUGCCCUUGGCAAUCAGCGCAGAAGCGUCACACUUGUCCACAAGAUCUUGACCAGACCAGUAACGUUUGAUGUCAUUGCUACACUUAACCUCAAUGGAGAUUACCUCAGUGAUGCAAUAGCUGCACAGGUUGGAGGUAUUGGCAUUGCCCCGGGAGGGAAUAUAAACUACCAGACAGGCCAUGCUAUAUUUGAGGCGACACACGGCACUGCACCGAAGUAUGCUGGCCAGGAUCGCAGUUCGUGCCCGCCCUGCGGUACCUCCAAGACCCAAGAGAUUCAGCAGACGGACGACUCCAGCGGCACCAAGUACGGCAUUGACAGUACAAGACACCACCGGAGAUCUUCCCGCAUGCCCGGUCCGAGAGGCCAGCGAGCCUUUGGCUGGCUACAGGCAUUUACAGACGCCGUAGCCGCCGCCGAGGCUCAGCAGGCUGCGGCAGAAGCAGAACGUCAGCGGCUGGCCAAUGAGGCGGCAGCCGAAGCUCAGCGGACAGCUGAGACUGACGAAGCGGCACGAAACAGACGGAAUGCCGCCAGCACGGAGUCCCUGAUUGCUAGUGAGCAUCAGUGGACAACGAUACUCCAAGGCAUGAUCUUUGUGCCUACGGAAACGCAGGCGGAGCCGACACAGGCGGAGGCAGAGAGAAGUAACCUGGCUACCGUGAUGUUGAACGUAAUGAGGGGAGUAAUGUGGAACAACAAACUACUGCAGGAACACCUGCACGAGGAACGACAGCAAAGACAGCAGUACCAGCAAGAUCUGGCCGCUGUAACGGCCAGCUCCGGCACGACAAUGAAGCCGAGCUCGGCUCGGCACCCGCAAACGGAUGGUCAGACGGAGCGAGCGCACCAGACCGCUCAGAUGAUGUUGCGUAUGCUCAUCCGUCCCGACCAGAAAGAUUGGGUUGACCGGCUUCCCGACAUCGAGUUCGCCUACAACACUUCGGUGCACCCGGCGAUCUGCGUCACACCAUUCGAGCUACAUCAUGGUGGAGAGAAAGCAUGGAUCUUCGCUGAUCUCCUUUUGCCACAGGCUGCCGACAUAGAUGUCCCUUGCUCUCCCGCUUCCAUCCGGAAGUACAGGGACUUGCUGAUCAAAGCCCGCGCAAAUAUGCCAAACGCUCAGAUCCGCAUGCAGCAGCAAGCUAACCGACGUCGACUUCCAUGUCCUUUCUGCGAGGGAGACCGUGUUUGGGUCCUCUCCGAGGAAUUUGCGCUCGAGCAGGAUGUUUCGCGCAAACUCCUUUCGAAAUGGUUCGGACCAUGGGAAGUCACUUCUGCCGUUGGAGACGACCCCGCAGGUCCUUCCUUCGUGAUCAACAUUCCACCGCACCUGACAGUGCAUGGGGUCUUCCACGCAUCGAAGCUGGCCAUCUACACGCCACCUUCAGCUGACGAGUUCCCCGGACGUCGAUCACAGGAUCCGCCUUCUAUGGACGGACAUUAGGAAAUUGAUCGAGUCAUCACGCACCGCAAUUCCAAUCAAAUUUCAGAGAUGAUGAGAUAAGGGCCCGUUACCCUUCACUAUUGCUGUUCCCUCACAAUCUUGGUGGAGGGGUUUUGACAUUUGCCUUUCGCCGUUCAGUGCGCCAAGAUGUGAACACUGAACAUACAGAUCAUCUGCAACUAGUGUCCCCCCCUGCAGGAAGGCCUUUUUUCAGUCCUUCAGGAUGACAACCACUCGUCUUCCCAAUUCUCAAGAAGCCUCCUUUUAUAUGUGGGUGCAUCUCUGUGCACUUGCACGAGAAGGCGCAAGUGCUGGGUAUGCGAGUGUGUAUGGAUGGAUGUGUGUAGGAGUGUGUUCACCACGUCUGCACAUUCACACACGUCUAUGUGUACAUAGAGGUGGCAUGGUCGCAGGUAAACAAAAAAACAAAGAAAACAAAACAUCAAAAAAAAAAACAAAAAAAAAAACACAGGUGGAGGUGUAUGUGUACUUGUGUGUGUGGAAGGUCCUUGUUAGUGGUGGGUUUGGACUCUCGAGGCCCAUUAUGAUCUGCCGUGGUGGACUAAUCUUUUUCAAAUUUCAAAGUGAUUUUGGCAAAAUUUCACGACAAACACUUCACUGUACUGUACUAGACGGCGCUGCCUGUUGCAGCGCUUAGGGCGUAAGGAAGGGUGUCGAGUUAAGAAUGUAUCGGACAUUGUUUCCCUCUUUGCAUCUGGUGAUGAGGUGAUCUCGCUGCCUAUUGCAGCACUUAGGGUGCAUCGAUGUCGAGUUUGGAAUGUC